This is a messenger RNA of Eruca vesicaria subsp. sativa (arugula), 854 nucleotides long. NCBI's taxonomy places the organism in Eukaryota, Viridiplantae, Streptophyta, Magnoliopsida, Brassicales, Brassicaceae. The record is from the annotation of a GenBank genome assembly.
AAAGAAAAGCAUAAGUCCCUUCUUAAUUGAACAGCAAAAAAAAAAAAAUAGAAGGAGAAAAUGAAAUCUUCAGGUAGAAAAGCUCUCCAGCCCAGAAACAUCUUCAACAAUGCCCCAGCAGCAGCAGCAGAUACUCAACUUGAGCUGAAAAAGGCCAAAGCUCCUACUCCUACUCAACCUCAUGAUGAUGCCAUUGCCAAGGAGAAUCAUCUUCUUCUUCAAGUUCCAGUUGUUGAAGGGAUGGACGCUUCUCUAGCUGAGGAGCUGAGUGCAUUCAAGAAGAAACUGGAGAGGAUGAGAGAGGAUCGGGAGAGGACAGAGAAACUGCUGGAGGAGAGAGACAAGGACAUGGAUCUGAAGAUGAGCCAGCUGCUCCAAAGAGGAGAGAUCCAGAAAAGCCUUGAAAUCCAGGUGGAUCGUCUCUUUAGAUUGAAGGAGCUCCACGCUUAUUCCUCUAAAAUAUUGCCAGUACCAUCUCUGAGAGAGAAAGAGGAGGAGAAGAGGAAAAGCUUCAGCUUCGUAAUCAUUCCCCCUUCACCCAUCCAUUCUUCUUCUUCUUCUAACUUCCCGUUUCAGCCCCAACAUUUUAGGGAGGAGCAGAAUCCACAGGAUGUUGAAGCUUAUGCUGAAGGUAGCAAGAUGGAGGGAACUGACUAAAAAGCCUUGCCCAGUUAAUGUUCCUUUUUGUACACGAACUGUUUUAUCUAUUGCUUUUAAGUACGAAGAGAGGGGUUUUGCAGGGAUCUUGAUUAUAUUUUGUUGUGAACUACAAGUAAUGAUGAUAGUGUCUUGUACAAGCGAAGACACUUUGUUUUUUCUGUCUGUUUUGCCUAAGGAAGGAGCAUUACUCUUUU